CCUGUUUUUAACGCAGAACAGUCCGUCUCGUUAAUUCUUCCGUCUCAAGAUGGCGGAGUAUGCCAACAUCGUCCGAAGGGCUUUCGGACAAAUAGGAGGUCACGGUGGAGUCCGAGGUGUUCUUCUUCAGUUAUUCAGGGUGAAUGAUGUGAAGACAGGAACCCUGGUUGGUGUGGAUAAAUAUGGAAACAAAUACUUUGAGGACAACAAGCACUACUUCUUUGGACGUCACCGCUGGGUGAUCUACACCACGGAGAUGAAUGGAAAGAACACCCUGUGGGAGGUGGACGGCAGUAUGGUUCCAGCUGAAUGGCAUCGCUGGCUGCACUGUAUGACAGACGACCCCCCCACCACACACCCACCAGAGCCCAAGAAGUUCCUGGCUGAGAUCCACCAGUUCAACGUGAGUGGCACCUCCCAGCAGUACGUGCCCUAUUCCACCACCCGCAAGAAGAUCCACGAGUGGGUUCCACCCAAAGCCGGAGCUCAGUGAACUGCAUCUUUGUAAAUUAUGGUAUCCUGCCGCUGUAUCCAACAUGUCCUGAAUAAAAUCUCUAUAAAGACA
Micropterus dolomieu (smallmouth bass) is the source of this 565-nucleotide messenger RNA. It is a transcript of the gene ndufa12, whose product is annotated as NADH:ubiquinone oxidoreductase subunit A12. The coding region runs from base 50 to 493 and encodes 147 amino acids. The transcript is spliced from 4 exons. The record is from RefSeq and is a predicted model, not a curated record. NCBI's taxonomy places the organism in Eukaryota, Metazoa, Chordata, Actinopteri, Centrarchiformes, Centrarchidae. Gene Ontology annotation, biological process: mitochondrial respiratory chain complex I assembly; response to oxidative stress. Gene Ontology annotation, cellular component: membrane.